GGGGGGAACGCUCACGUGCGGCACUCUGCUUUCCAGCCGGUGACAGUAGCUCCCGAGAAAACCAACGUUCAGACUACCCGAAUCAGUAUUAUUUUGUCCUGGGAGCCCGCACAGGAGGGCGGAAAGAACAGCUACUCGAGUUGGGCAGUGGACGCGCCCCUCUUCUCCCCCGCGGUUCGCCUGAACCGCCUGGAGCUGCAAGCGCGCCAGUCGCGGCGGAGCUUCCUCAGCCUUUGACAGCUCCGCGCGAGCACCACGGGCCUGGAGUCCCAGCUCCAGGGGCGGGACGGGGCGGGGCGAGAGCGCGAGGGGCGGGGCGAGCGCGAGUCGGGGCCAGAGGAGGGAGCGCGCGAGCGGAGCCGAGUGGUGCCGAGCGGAGAAGGGAGGUUCUGGGGAGAGGCAGGCAGAGCCCGCCGGCCGCCUGCGGCUCAGCGCUGAUUGUGCUGCGUCGCCCGGCUCAGCGUACCCCCGCCUCUGCCCAGGCUUCCGCAAAACUUUUAUUCUCUGGGGCUCCCCGGGGUGUCUGAAGGAAUCGGAGCGCUCGGCCGGCUCUACGCUCCCCUGUCGCGGCGACUGAGGGGACGUGCAUCCCUUGCCCGCUGGGCUCUCGUGCCCCGCGCCUCACCUGCUGCUGAUCCGCUCCUCAGAGCGGCGAGGGGGCACCCGCGGAGAGGCCGCGCGGGCGCCAGCGCCCCCGAAUUCUCCCGCCCACCGCGGUGGACUCGCCCGGCGCAACUUUAACUUGAUUCCUCUAGCCCAGCCCGGGCACCCGCUGCUGUUGCUUUGCUGCCGCCGCUGCCGUCUCGGCCGCCGCCUCACAAAGGGGCGCGGGAAGGGAGGCGGCGCGGUCCGCGGGCACAGGCGCCGGUGCGCAAGGCGCGGGCCUCCGUGCCGCCGAGGCCGGGAGACAAAAGGGAAACUGCCUCUGUUCGCCGUGCGGGCUGGGAGCAGCCAGCUCGUCCGCCUCCUGCCCGGCUCCGCGAGCCUCCUCCCCCCACCCCCGGCUGCUGCUCCGCCUCCCUCCCCGCGGGCUGUCCCCGCAGUGCUCCGGGACCCGGCGAGCCUUCGGGGCGCGCGUCGCUGCUGGUGGUUGGGGCUGUAGCGAUAAUAAAUGAUAGAGGAUACAAUGACUUUGCUGUCUCUGCUGGGUCGCAUCAUGCGCUACUUCUUGCUGAGACCCGAGACGCUCUUCCUGCUGUGCAUCAGCUUGGCACUGUGGAGUUACUUCUUCCACACGGACGAGGUGAAGACCAUCGUCAAGUCCAGCCGGGACGCGGUGAAGAUGGUGAAGGGCAAGGUGGCGGAGAUCAUGCAGAAUGAUCGGCUCGGGGGGCUCGACGUGCUGGAGGCCGAGUUUUCCAAGACCUGGGAGUUUAAGAGCCACAACGUGGCCGUGUAUUCCAUCCAGGGCCGGAGAGACCACAUGGAGGACCGAUUCGAAGUUCUUACGGACCUAGCCAACAAGACGCACCCGUCCAUCUUCGGGAUCUUUGACGGACAUGGGGGCGAGACUGCAGCAGAAUAUGUAAAAUCGCGACUCCCAGAGGCCCUCAAACAGCAUCUUCAGGACUACGAGAAGGACAAAGAAAAUAGUGUUUUGUCGUACCAGACCAUCCUUGAACAGCAGAUUCUGUCAAUUGACAGAGAAAUGCUAGAAAAAUUGACUGUAUCCUACGAUGAAGCAGGUACAACGUGUUUGAUUGCUCUGCUAUCAGAUAAGGACCUCACCGUGGCCAACGUGGGUGACUCAAGAGGGGUCCUGUGUGACAAGGAUGGGAACGCCAUUCCUUUGUCUCAUGAUCAUAAGCCUUACCAACUGAAAGAAAGAAAGAGGAUAAAGAGAGCUGGUGGUUUUAUCAGUUUCAAUGGCUCCUGGAGGGUCCAGGGAAUCCUGGCCAUGUCUCGAUCCCUGGGGGAUUAUCCGCUGAAAAAUCUCAAUGUGGUCAUCCCAGACCCAGAUAUCCUGACCUUUGACCUGGACAAGCUCCAGCCCGAGUUCAUGAUCUUGGCAUCAGAUGGCCUCUGGGAUGCUUUCAGCAAUGAAGAAGCUGUUCGAUUCAUCAAGGAGCGCUUGGAUGAACCUCAUUUUGGGGCUAAGAGCAUAGUUUUACAGUCAUUUUACAGAGGCUGCCCUGACAAUAUAACAGUCAUGGUGGUGAAGUUCAGGAAUAGCAGCAAAACAGAAGAGCAGUGAACCCCUCAGGGUUUCGUCUGCCUUAGACUAAAGGACUUUCAACACACUGGUCUCUUUUAAUGUAGUGAAAGGCGUGGGAGUUACAAUUAGGAUCAUCUACCUAGACAUGGGAUUCCCCCUCCCUGGUGGCCAUAGGUCUAUAUGCAGUAAUGAACAGAGGGUGCUCUCAGCCAAUGUAGCCAAGAGGCUGGAAAAUGGUUUCUUCAUGUUUUUCCAAGUCUUUCAUCUGAUGUUGAAAAUAUAUAAAUAUAUAGCUGUAGAUUCACACGUAUGAAGUGAAUGGCAUAUGUGCCAUAUAUUCUCCCAUUUGAGAUUCUUUUCAAGAUCUCUUACAGGGUUCUCCAGGCAUCAGACUUUGUCCUCUCUUCGGAGCCGUGAACAGAGCAGGCCUCCAGAGCUGCAGGAGACAGGCUGCAGCGUCCUCUGUGAGUCAGGGCUGAUGUGUCAACGCCCGUUGCUGAGAGGCAGAGCUAUCCUGAGAGUGCUUUGUCCUUCUGAGCCCAGGUUUUUCUGCCCAGCAGCAGCCCAGACACAGAUUUGGGAUGGUUUAUUAUUCCGUGGCCGCUCUUAGAGACUGAGGGAAGUGGGGAGGAUGAGAGCUGCCUGCACAGCAGACAUAACCUUUUCCCCUGGCUUCCUUUAUUAGUUAAAUAGACUCUGUGUACCACCUGACCAGUCUUUGUGCGUUUAUCCUAAUUGUGCAUGACCUUAACCUUUUGCUUCUACCUUACCUUAUGUAAUAGGCAGCUGUGAAACUUCACCACCAGACACCACGAUUUUUUGUCUUACCAAGAAACCUGUUCGGGGAAAUGAGUAACACAAAUCACAAUACCAUAAUUCCUUCAGUCUUUAAGGGUAGAGGAAAAUAGUGGCCAAAUAAGUCACAGUGCCUCUUGGGAAAUCUACUGUUUGCAUUAGGAGAGAAAGCUGGUGAGGUCACCACCCUGAACUGAGCUCCAGCGGCCAGUUUUUGUGCGGGUUUUUUUUCCUCGGCUAUCCUAUUAGCUUUCAUGUAUCUUUCAAGCAGUGUUCAGAGAAGCAGCAGCCUCGAACUGUGUGUGUGUUCCUUGAAGCCCAGUACACAGUUCCCAGUGCGGUUUGGCAUUUGGUGAUAAAAUGCUGGCAUGUGCUUCUCCUUGACAGUGGAAAGGCAGCAGCCGGUAACAUUUGGUUGCAGAUCACCGUCCACACUAGGUAGCUUUCCCCAAAAAAAUACAAUCCGUCCCACACCGCCCCGCCCUGUGUUUCGAGGCAACCCAGCUGGCUGGGAAUUCAAGCUCAAACCUGUAUUGUUAAGUGGCUCAGAGUUAUUUCUGUGCAAAGCUUGCUGCUCUUCAUUUCCUAUCUCCAAAGUCAUGUUUCCAAUAUCAGUAUUGUAUAAAUUAAUUGACAGAAAAUGCUGGGUCAUCCUGUUUGCCUGGCUGAUGUGGCUCAAGCAACCAAACAAGAUUUUUGUUGUGUCUCCGCCCCUCUGUGUCUGAAAUGUCAAGGUGUCCGCCUGGUUUUGUCCUUCUCAAGUGGGCACUUGUCGUUAGAGCUUCUCAAAGGCCCCAUUGCUUGGCCACCUCUGGUCCACGGUGCUCCUCCCCUCCCCGCCCCACCCUUAUUCAACUAUGCAGCUUUCCGGAAGCAGGUUCCAAGGGAGGACCUGGGAAGAUGAAAAGAUUCCCUUGCGGCUGCCAAGGACUGCACACCCUGUCUUGAUUCCUCCAAGCACUUACCUUUCUUUGACUGCAGUGAGAAUUAAUAAUGGUUUCCCAAGAGAUUUGGCUCACUUUGGUAAACUGUAACAUUAGAAUUUCCAACAUUAGAAUCAGAACCCUGAUUUUUUUUUUUUCAGCUAUAGAAUGUUCUAGUACAAAAUAUCUGCCACCAUUUUAGAUUGAAGUGUUUGCAUAUUGAGAGACAGUGAGCAUUUGGAUGUGUGUAUCUGGGUGGGGGUCAGGAGAGGAAUGUAGGAGUCAUGCUGGUUGUGCUCAGUGAUGGGACAGUCAAGCCAGGUGGCCCAUGUUUGCUUGGAGAUCUAGGACAUUGUGACUCUGGAGAGUUACCAAAGCCCACCAGGAACAGGCAGUUUCAGCAUGUUGUGCUACACAGUCCGUUUUCCUUUUUUAUUUUUAACUUAACCCUAAAAUUCAUCAUAACAAGAGAAAGAAAUUAUUAAAUUCCAUGAUCAUUGUUAUUGUCUAAAAUGAAAAUAUUAAUGUUUUGGUGAAGACAAAAAAGCAAAGCCACAGUGGAGUCCUGUUUGUUUAUCCUGCGCAAUGUCUUCCUAGGCGGCACCGAGUGCAGGACUGCAUGCUUGGGGAAGCCCCCAGCUGAGGUUCACAAGGUGGCUUCCAAAUUUUGCUUUGUAGAAUUAACUCCUUUCUGAAUUUAACCACAUAGUGUGUGUGUAUUUCCUACUCCCUUUCUUUCUGCCUCUUUUCCUCCCACUUUGGCUUGUAGAUUUUUCAAAGAUAGACAUUUUAGGCAAAAUAGUAGCAGUUUUAUUAAUAGCUGUGUCUAAACUUAGAGAAUUUUGCUUCCUUCCCCUGUCCUGGAGCUCUCUCUGACCCUCCGUCCAGCUGUUUGGGGUCUACAGACAUCACCCCUGGGGUGCCCUGUGGCUCAUUUUCUAGGGACAAGGGAAGUUGAAUCUAGCCUUUAGGGAAAUUGAUUUGAGGAGUUUGCAUGUGAAACUUCCCUAAACAGCACUGCCAAAGCUUUGGAAUUACCACACGAGGCCGCCCAGACUCCCUAGCCCGAGUUCGCAUUGCCAAUAGCCCCAUGGUGCCAAAUUUUGGGAUGAUUUUGCAGUCUUUUAAAAAUGAAGUUGGGAAUGAAUGACCACAUGCUUAUGAGCCCCCAGCAAGGUGCCAAGCCCAGAUCCUCAUUAAUGCACUGCUCUGCUUCUGCUCCACUGGCAAUUUAUACUCUUAACAUGGGUUGGGAUUAGGGGCAAGGGUAGGACAAGAUAGGAAAACUUUUUAAAAAAUUCAUUGUAUUUGCAAUUCUUUAAUCAAAGGAAUAAACAAUACUUACAUUAAAAACUCCAAAGCUAGUUCCUAAGAUCUGCAUUCAUUUUAUGUGACCAACUUGUCCAAGGCACUUAACUCUGAAGUCACUAUUGUAAUACAACAUGACUGUGCACAGAUGUACACAUUACUGGUAACCAAUGGCUACAUUCUAUUCCUUGCAGUAGAUAAAAGGUAUUGGCCUCUUGAAUCUUGUCUAUGUGAUAAGGGUAUUACGAAGAGUAUUUUUUUUGUAGAGUAAAGGAGCACAGGCAAUCUGGAUAAUUUAACACAGGGCUUAUUUCAGGCAACUGUAAUGAUUUCAACCCACAUACAUUUUGUGCAUACGGGAUUGCAUUAGAAUGACAGCAUCAUCAUUUCAACCCAACUGAAGUAAUUCUAGGAAAUUGAUUACAUUAUUGAAUUGGAUCACUGGGAUUUCCGGCAGUACAUGUGAGAUACACAAGGGAGUGAUCACUUUUUUCCUUUGCCCGGUAUACCUUGAUUUUCUGGAUUUUUUUUCUCCCCGAGUUAUUGCCAGAUCGAAUGCUCUUACAACUGUGUCAAUGAAGAAGGUUUAGAAAGGGCAACAUUUUGUAGUGCAUUUGAAAGUCUAAGAAUACAUACUGUGGAUAAAGCUUUAUUCUUUAAUGAUUUCAGAAAAAUUGUUUUCCCUUUGACUCAUCAUCAUUAGACUGAUCCUCCCAUAAUAUUCUCCCCAGAUUGCCUUAGCUUGUCACACCAGCAUUCCUGAACCAGCUCUGCAGAAAUGACAUGACUGUUAGAUACCACACUGGGGCCUAUUUAAUUGCCUCUAGACUAAAUUGUUGGUAUCUAGACUUUUGAGCUACUUAGCUGAACAUGGCAGGAGUAAUAGAAUCCAGUGUUCCCCUGAGUGUGUUCUAUAGAACCUAAGUUCCAAAUGGAGGUGCUCUUCCAAAUAUAAGGUUCCAUGCUCAAAUGAGUUUGGGAAACAUACUAUCUUAUCAUACUGUGUGCUUAUAAGCACAUAGAAGGUUUUAAUUUAAAUGUCCUAUGGCGGGGCGGGGUGGGGGGGGGAAUAUACCACAAAUGUAAUUUAAGUUAGCUCAGUGUUUUUCAGAUUAAUUUGGACAGAGAAACUUUUUUGAGUAACACCUAGUAACGUUCCAAGGAGCUUGUGUUCCAUAGGACCCACAUUGGAAAUUCUGGUAUAUGGAAAUAUUACUGUUUUCUCAUUCACUGUGACUCUUAGUAGUAGCACUACAGUUUGCAAUUUUGAAACAAGUCCUUUCACAUAGGAGACUGAUUUGUCAGUGAAAGCAGUGUUAAGAAGCAGUCUGACUUAAUAAGCCCAUCAGCAGCCUCCCGUUGAUAACAGAAGCCCAGCAGUCCUACCUGAAGCUCUAAACUUCUCUCUUCUUCUAUGUGAAUAAUAAGUAGGAGCCUUGCCAUAGCUAGGGAUUUCUUAGAUUCAUUCCAAGAGCUUUCCGUUCUGUUUCGAAGUUACCUCUUGGCUUUCCAGAUUGAAUCAAAAUAAAUAGAUUUAUAUUUCAUCACAACGUGAGAGUUUAAAUAUACAUAUUUAAAAUAAUAGAAAAGGGGGAAAAGACUUGGUUUUAAUUCAUUUUAAAUUUUUAACUCAAUUUUUAAAAUUAUGUAUCCAUUGUGUAAUAAUGGAAAUGUAAACUAAUAACACUUCUUUACUCUCUUUCCUCUGUCAUUCUUUCUAGAUUCAAUGAUAUAAUCCGAAUCAGUCAAAGCUGAUUCAUUCUAAAAUCCCUUUCCCAUAUUUUCCCGCCUUUCACAUUUUAUGUAUAGGAUAGUUUAGUAAGUCAUCUCUGGCAUCAGAUGUAGGGCUUGACUAUAUAGCUCCAUACUCCUCACUCAGCCUGGGCAGUGCUGGGAAGCUCUGAGAGGCAAUCCCAAAAUAACAGAUGAAAUAAAUUUAGUCCAAAACGUGGCGCACAGGCAAUUUAGGGUAACUUCAUUAACUCAGAAUUACCUCCACUGUUCAGGAAUUAUACCCACCCUGUGGACAUUAUCUAAACUAGUAAAAAACUGAAAGUGAAAUUAUUCAGGCCAAGUGGCAGAUGGUGGAGGGCAAGUGAUGGUUGACGCUACAUGGCUUCCGUCAGAUAUGUGCGUCUAGACACGUUUUCUAAUAUGUAAAUUUUUUGCUAAUUCAUGAUGUUUAUGCUUUGUCCAUUACUUUUUUGUUACCACUGUUAAGCUGCAGACUGUUUAACUAAGAGAUGCUUAUACUAAUUUUGAUGUGCUUAGUAAUGACCACACCAGCACCUGUAUAAUCACUUUAUUAAUCCAAACUAAGGACUUUGUAGAGAGUAUGUAGUAGCUGUGCAUUUUAACAAAUCAUCAUAGGCAUUUUCACAAUUCAAAACUCUGCCAGCCAGCAAGCAAGCAGCAAAGGUGUAGAUUAUAUAGAGAUGUGGUUCCACUUAUUCUAGAAGUCCUAUAAUCUAGUAUUAUUUAACUACAAAAUUCCCCCUGACAUUUGCCAAAUUUGAAUUAAGCUCAGAGCCUCCAAGUACCUGAGUCCUCGGCUCUGAGCACCAGCAGAUUGCCGCGAAGGGUCUGGCAGCAGAUUGUGGUGGGUGAGCAUUGAGGGCAGGACCACGUGCCUGAGUCACUCAUUACCUCUGUAGGAGAGGGAGUAUCAGCCACACUCUCCCAUCACCUUCUGUCAUGAGGAAAUUCCAGAGGUUAAAUAUGAUAUCAUGCAUUAUCUCCACUUGCUUCUGUAUAUAUCUGACAAUGCAUAAUUUAAUCUAUGUUCGCACAGAAACAAUGGUAGAGGUAGUAAUCAAGGAACUGGGGAAGAAUAUCUUAAGGGUACCCAGACACUAAAACUGUAAAAAGUAGGUUUUCCAAAAUUUGUAUUAUCAGUCUUCUGCCAUACAUGGGUCAUAUUUAAUAGCAAUUGCUGACACGUGCACACAGAUCAGUAGAAGGCAAUUGUUCCCACAUCUUACCUACUCAGACGAGUGGCUUCCUACUUAGAGUAUUGGCUAAUGCUUUUUUUAUGGGUUAAGAAAGACAGAAUUCUAGAGCUCCUUUUAUAGGACUGCUAGAACAGGCAGAAUGACAUCUAAGAAAAAAUAAUUGGAACAUUUUUUUAAUUUAAAAAAAGGCAAAAUUAAUUUCCAGUAUGGUCAAAGUCAGAAUGAAAAGAAAAGCAUUUUUAAGAACACAUAAAAGACAAAAUUAAAGGAGAAUAAUAUAAAAGGAAAUAUUUUAAGAAAAGAAGGCAUAUUUUAUUACAUUAUGAAUCAUGCUUUCUGAUACUUGUGGUUUUUCUGAAGUUAAGGAGAUAACAUUGAAAUAAGAAAAUGAAAAUUGAGUUAUUUGUAAAGUAAAAUUACAGUCCCUGUUCCAUUCUUUCCCAAUGAAAAUGAAUACAUGUGGUCUUAUUUAUUGCUGCUCUAAACACCUUCACUGUUGUAGGUUCUGUUUACUUUCCAAAUCUUAGCUACAACAGAGAGCGAAUUUUAGAACACAUAAUUUUUCAAAUGCCAACAUGAAUACCAGUGAGUAUUAUGAAUCACUCAACUGGGUUUUACUCCUGAAACCAAGACUACACUGUAUAUUUACUAACUUGAAUUUAAAUAAACCAAUUUUAAAAAUAAAUAAAUAAAACACAAUUACAAAAACAAACAACAGGGUAAUUCCGUGUUCUCACCUGUGGGAGGUUUUCUAAUCCAUAUAAUGCAAAGGGCCAUAUUUGCUCAUAUAAUUUAAAAAAAAAACACCAAUCAUGUAGAAAUGAUGUUUCAGACAUCUUUAGCCCAAGAGAAUGAGGUCUUUUGUGCAAAUUUUAAAUUUCUGUCUGUCUUACUAUAUGUAAGAAUAAACAAUGACUGCUUAAUGUACUAAUGAAAAGAUACAAAUCCUGCUAUUUGGGAAAAAACUAGAAGCAUGGGACAUUAAGCAAGACUACUCUCCACAUUUAGGCUCUAAGACUAUAACCAGACAGGCUUCAUGUAUUGGUUAUUUUGAUUGCCCUUUUAUCUCAGGCAUAUAUUCAGAAAAUAGAGUAAUAAAUACAAAAAUGGAGAAAAUCCAAUAACUUUUGCUUCUAUAUUAGAAUGCAGGGGUGCCUGGCUGGCUCAGUCGGUAGAGCAUGCAACUCCUAAUCUCGGGGUCGUGAGUUCAAGCUUCACACUGGGCACAGAUAUUACUUUAAAGAAAUUAGAAAGCAGUGUUUGCCCUUGUUAGUUUGUCUGAAAUACUUGUUCAUAUUGAAACAUUAACACCUACAACAUUGUCUUUAGUUUACCCUUCAAUUACUAAAGCAAAUGGCUUUGAGGUAUAGCACGUACACAAUUUCAGUGCAGGUUGUCCAGCUGAAAUUUACUUUGCAAUGCCUCAGUGUUCCCAUGGUGAGCCAGGAAAAGGAAAAUAAAAGGAAGAAGAAGAAAUUUUAAUAAGGUCAGAGAAUGGUUAUUCUGACAAGCCUGGAAAAUAGUAAUGAAGUUAAACGCUCCAGUGUGAACGUACAUAAUUUCUAUAUGCCAAAUGUACAAGGUAUAUUUUUAAAUACAAGCAUUAUUGCAUUUAUAACAGAUUGAUCUACCUUAUGAACAGAUUUCAUUAGAAAAGACACUAUUUUUGCUGUAAGUACAUCUGCUUGUAUGUUUUAUUCUUUCCUUUACUAAUUUUUCUUUUUUUUCAGAUUACCUGACAUGUGCCAAGCAGAGAUAGUCUGAAUGUCUCUAAUGGUGAGCACUCAGGCACCAUCCCUGCCUUCUUGGCAUUUACAGCCCAUGGAGGGUUUCGUAGAUAUUCUAAUGCUCACUUUUGGCUGAAUGGGUUGAAAAUUGGCAUCUAUCAUGAUUUCCUCCAAUAGGCUUAGAUUUGUGAAGACAGGGCAGGAUUAUAAUAAUUCUUUCCUACACAUAAGAGAGUGCAUGAUAAAAGAUUAGGGAUAUCUUGCUCACAUCCAAGCAAAUUGCAUCAGGUAAUUAUUCCAUGUUAGAUCACCUAGGUUUUUCUGAGGAAGUGAGGAAGUGAGACAGAGAGCCCCUGUAGACCAGGGCAGGGGUAAGGCUGUCCCAGAGGAGGCCAUCAUUGAGGCCUCCACCCAAGUCAGACAACAGCCAUACAAGGGCUCAGCAGUAGUAUAGUCAAAGCCAAGGUGUCUCUCCCUCCAGGAUCCUCUCCUGGAGGAAAGAAUUACAGAAAAGAGAAUAAGGAAUAAUGACAACAUCUCUCCAUGGCAUAUUUUAAUUUUUGUUCCCAAGAAGCUAUAUAGUGUAACAAUCUUAUGCCCCAAAAGAGAACCCAGAACUGAGGGUGUUUAUCAACAGUGUUCCUAAAUAUAUAAAUAAGUGAACUCGUUAUAUAGAAAAUUGACAUGUCUCAGGAAUAUAAUAAUUUCUUGGUUUUAAAAAUGAAGAGAAGACUAAAUGCCAGAUUGUUUUUUAAUCAUAAAUUUGGUAUCCAUAGUAACUUUUGGCACGGAAUUUAAGUUUUAUAUUUUGAACAAAAAUAGCAACAUCUAUUUUCUGUGUGGCAAAACAAAACUAAAUGCCAGACUUUUAUUUUUAACCACAGAAGCCACCACUUCUAAGUUCUUUGCCUGGUCAUCUUACCUAGAUCUCUUUUUCUGUUUAUGGCAAUUGCUUCUUUAUCCAAGGAACGUUAGCUACUGCCAAAUGACAUUAGAAUCCUACUGAAUUAGAAUAAUAGAAGGUGAAUGAUAAGAGAUUGGGAAUAUCUCAUAGUGAUCAGAAGUGGGGAGUUUUGUUGCCGUUUUGUUUUUAAGCAUGAGAACAUAUAAAAGAAAAUUCAAAUUAAGGCAAAACAAUUUAUGAUUUGGUAAGAUUAAAACCAGAGGUGGAGCCCCAUUAUUAAGGAAGUAAAGGAGAGUUGGAGAGAGGAAGAGAAAAAAAAAAAACCACAUAAUUGAGUAAUGUUUUUUAUGAAUGGUAUAUCUCCAAAGCUCUGAUCUCAUUCCUUGCUGGAUUUUAAAACAGUGACUUUGUAUAAGGUUUGACUAAACCAAUUUCAACAUCACAAAAUUUUUCCAUUAGUACUUUCUUGCUAUUUUAAAAAUUAUAAGAAGUUGUUUAUAAAAAGAUAACCAGGAUCCAUAAAUUAUUAGACAAUGCUUUUUUUUAAGAAUCUUCAGAUUAUAUUUAAUCAUUAAAUCACAGGCCGAAACGAUUGCUCAAAUCAAACAGGCUUUCUGAUAAGUUAGUCCCUGAAAAUUAUCCAUGAUAAAUAUAACAAAAUCUUCACAAAACCUCAUUACUCUUGGUACUCUUUAGAGGUUUGUAUACCUACUAUUCUAUAUUUGUCUCUAAGAGACAUUUGAAACAAUGUCAGAUGUUAGUUUGGUGUAGAGCUCAGAGUAGAUGGCGGUUCACGGUCACUCAAGAUGCAUGGUAUGUCGUUCAGGUCCCUUUGAUGUGUGCUAGGGGUAGAUUUAGCCUUGUGGAGACUAAUGUGUUCAUGCAAUCACUGAUUCUGUGUUGUUGUAUACAAAAUGAACAGCUAAAAGUUCACCCUUGAUGACAAGAUUAAAGCAAAAAUAAACCCAUUAAAGUUAUUGGACUUUA
Messenger RNA from Leopardus geoffroyi (Geoffroy's cat), 11750 nucleotides. RefSeq names its product protein phosphatase, Mg2+/Mn2+ dependent 1L (gene PPM1L). Gene Ontology annotation, cellular component: cytosol; nucleus. The transcript is spliced from 4 exons. Gene Ontology annotation, molecular function: protein serine/threonine phosphatase activity; cation binding. The record is from RefSeq and is a predicted model, not a curated record. Gene Ontology annotation, biological process: negative regulation of canonical NF-kappaB signal transduction; positive regulation of canonical NF-kappaB signal transduction; protein dephosphorylation. Bases 1112 to 2194 code for a protein of 360 amino acids. Lineage: Eukaryota; Metazoa; Chordata; Mammalia; Carnivora; Felidae.